GCCAAAGGUUUAACAUGGAGAGAGCUGGAUGACCAGUGACUGUCUCCAGUGCAUCUGUAUGGAGCCUUUCGGAGUGGGCUGCUGUGACCAUGGGUCAAAGCCUGUGGACUAUCCAGACUGGUGCGAGAUCAUCCGAAAGCCUAACACAUGCACCAGUGUGGCAGUGAUGAAGGCCAACCGCAAACUGCCCUGUCUCUGGGGACAAGGACGCCUCCGGACAGCAGCUGGACAACCCUGGAAACCAGACAAUGAUCCAUUAUUCUGAGCUCACAACAAGUCCUAUUAGUAUUUAUAUGACCUUAAUAAAACAUUUAAUAUAUUGUUAUUAUUUAUUGUAGUAUGUCCUAAUUUUGCUUUCAGAAACAUGCAUUGCCUUUUUGUAUUGAGUUCAUUAUUUGGUGAAGUGUGUUUAGUGUGUUUGUUUUGAUGCUGACCAGGGACUGCAAAAUGGAUAUAGGCUAAUUAACUGAUGCAAACCAUCUCUUGAGCUUGUACAAUCUUUGUGC
This is a messenger RNA of Periophthalmus magnuspinnatus, 506 nucleotides long. RefSeq names its product microseminoprotein, prostate associated 2 (gene msmp2). The transcript has 2 exons. Lineage: Eukaryota; Metazoa; Chordata; Actinopteri; Gobiiformes; Gobiidae. Bases 29 to 265 code for a protein of 78 amino acids. The record is from RefSeq and is a predicted model, not a curated record.